AUGUUACAGAAAGUCUAUGGUAAAUGGUGCAUAUCAAAAACGCAAGCAUACGAAUGGCACAAGGCAUUAAAAGAGGGCAGAGAAGAAGUGCAAAAUUUGCUGCAUGCUGGCCGACCGUUAAUUGUUUCGACUGAUGAAAACAUCGAAAAGAUAAAAAAAAUGGUCAUCGAUAAUCGUCGCCUGAGUGUUAGAGAGGUGGCUCAUGAAGUGGAAAUGUCUCACAUGUCCGUGCAUAACAUUUCAACUGAAGUUUUGGCCAUGAGACGCGUCGCUGCACGACUUGUUCCGAAGGAGCUGAAUUUUCUGCACAAAGAACAUCGAAAAGCAGUUGCUGAAGACAUGAUUUCACGAGCUUCUAGUGACUUUACCUUCAUGAAACGCAUCAUAACCGAUGACGAAACAUGGGUUUAUGAGUACAAUAUGCAAACAAGUCAACAAUCUUCGGAAUACCGCUUAGAAAAUGAACCAAACUCUAAAAAACCGCGUCAAAGUCGCUCGAAAAUUAAGGUCGUGUUGUUCAUUCGGAAUUCCUCCCAGAUGGACAAACAAUAA
Molecule: messenger RNA, 552 nt
Organism: Colletes gigas
Lineage: Eukaryota; Metazoa; Arthropoda; Insecta; Hymenoptera; Colletidae
Product: protein GVQW3-like
Exons: 1
Coding region: 1-552 (183 amino acids)
Molecular function (GO): nucleic acid binding
Source: RefSeq, a predicted model, not a curated record